AUGACACAACCGUGGAAACAUGGACUAUUUGGUUGUUUCGAUGAUAUGCCAACAUGUUUACUUGGUUGGUGCUGUUCUUGUUAUUUAUUUGGUCAAAAUGCCGAACAAAUUGAUGGAUCAAACAAAAUUGGCAUGUGUGUAAGUUAUUGUCUUUUAUCAGGCUGCUAUCUCUGUUGUUUACUUCAUAAACCACGAAGAGAAACUCUUCGUGGUGCUUACAAUCUCGAAGAAAAUCCAAGUGAUUUUAUUGCUACAUGUUGUUGUAGUGGUUGUGCUAAUUGUCAAGAAGCACAAGAAAUGAAAGAACGAGGAGUAGCACCUGGUGGUCGUAUUCCAAUUGGUUCUCAACCUCGUUAA
Rotaria sordida is the source of this 357-nucleotide messenger RNA. The record is from the annotation of a GenBank genome assembly. NCBI's taxonomy places the organism in Eukaryota, Metazoa, Rotifera, Eurotatoria, Philodinida, Philodinidae.